UCACCUGCUACAAGGAUCGAGAUGAAAAUUGUAACUCUUGUCGUUUUCAUUUGCGCUGUGUGCGUUAAGGGCGAUGUGAGUGCUAAGGAUAGCAGGCAGAAGAGAUUGUUGUUUUACGAUGAGGAAGGUAACUUGGUGAAGACGUACUCGAACCCGUACCCGAACAACCCGUUCCUGCAGAACUUGAGGCUCAACGCUGGACAUCUGCCGUACUAUGGGAGCUUCUUGAACCCUUUCUUUGGAUUUAUAAAGGUAGGCCACUUCGGCAACAUAUUCUCUCUCACGAUCCCAGUAUCAAAUGAGGUCAUCAAACAAAUCCAAAAGGACCCAGCCUACCACAACCAACUACUCCUCACUCACACUCCCGACCCUCUCAUUGAGCCGAACCCUCUCUGUGAGGGUAAGAGGGCUCAGAUACCUUCGCCGAAGCUGUGCAAUAACUACCUGAACUGCUGGGAUGGAUGGGCGGUGGAGCAGGAGUGUCCUACUGGGCUGCUGUUCUCUAAUCAAGGGUAUUGUGAUUAUUCGGACAAUGUGAAUUGUGAGACUAGGAAAUUGAGAGAACAACCCCCAACGCAACCACAAUGCAGCAAAGACUUCGAAGCAUUCCGAAGCGCACUAGAUUGUAACGAGUUCUUUGUCUGCGUUGGACGACAACCCGUCAAGUUCAAGUGUCCAGCCGACCUUUCAUACAACCAGCAAUUAGGAGUAUGUGACUACCCAACACGCGUAGAUUGCACCUCAACUGCCACAAACACCGAAGUCUUUGCACCUCAAUCCACUGCAGUGCAACCAGCGGCACCUACUCCGGCACCUGCACCUAUUACUGCAUCAGAAUCUAUAGCACCUAGUGCACCUGUGGUUCCAAUAGUCCCGGUUGCACCUACAGCUACAUUUACACCAGCAGCGGUACCUAUUGUAGUAACAUCUGAUACUUUGAAGCCUGGUGAAAUCAAGACUAUAUUCUCCGAGAAUUCUUUAACAAAUACUCAAAGUUGGAAGUCCACCCAGAUUGCCAUAUCUCGUCAGGACGCCAUCCGUCAGUUGCAGCUCCGAAACAUCGCUAAAGUCGAUGUCUAAUUUUACACAGUAUUAUUAAUUUACUAUAUUAAGUGCCAAUUGUAUAAUUUCUGGAUAAGAA
Molecule: messenger RNA, 1141 nt
Organism: Helicoverpa armigera (cotton bollworm)
Lineage: Eukaryota; Metazoa; Arthropoda; Insecta; Lepidoptera; Noctuidae
Exons: 6
Coding region: 22-1080 (352 amino acids)
Cellular component (GO): extracellular region
Molecular function (GO): chitin binding
Source: RefSeq, a predicted model, not a curated record